AUGAUGACCUCUAAGACCCCCAAGAUCGGCAUCUUCCCCGCCUCCGGUGGUCUCGGAUCAAGCAUUGUGAACCACCUAACGAAACUGGUCACCCCAUCCGACCUCAUUUUGAUCGCGCGACACCCUGCGAAACUCGACAGCCUCAGCCAAGCAGGCGCCACGGUAAGAAGGGCAGACUAUGACGAGCCCUCAACCUUAGAAACUGCCUUUGACGGCGUGGACACUCUAAUGUUGAUUUCCUAUGCGUCAUUCGAAAUCGAGCACCGAGUCAAGGCCCACCGUCUCGCCAUCGACGCAGCCCUCAAAUCCGGCGUCAAGCACAUCUUCUACUCCUCCCUCGGUUUCGGCAGUGGUCUCAGCGACCAAAGCGUCGCCCACGUAAUGGGCGCACACCUCGAAACAGAGAAAUACCUUCAAUCCCUCGAAGGAAGGGUAACUCACACCUCUAUCCGCGAGGGCAUCUACUCCGAGUCCUUCCCCAUCUACACAGCUUGGUUCGAUCCGCAGAACCCAGCAGACGAGAUUACCAUCCCGCACCCCGGGACCGGUCCGGGUGUUGCGUGGGUGAAGCGCGAUGAACUGGGCGAGGCUACGGCUAAAUUGAUUGCCUCUUAUGUCGAUGCUCCUGGCAGCUUCGCGUAUCUGAACAAGACGGUGCUGCUGUCUGGAGGGCGGGAGAUUUCUUUAGCGGAGACGGUGGAGAUCCUUGGUCGAGCCGUUGGGAAAUCGUUUAAGAUAAGGGAGAUUUCGGUUGAUGAGUAUAUGGGGCUUCCUCAGAUCGGGGAUAAACACACUUAUCAUGGUGUUGAUCUCUCGCGGGAGUGGACGACGGCUUGGGAGGCUAUUCGCCGGGGUGAGACAGCCGUUGUGUCGCCGGCUUUGGGGGAGAUUUUGGGGAGACAGCCGGAGAGGUAUGAGGAUACUAUCAAGGCGAUGAUUGGGUGA
This is a messenger RNA of Penicillium bovifimosum, 945 nucleotides long. RefSeq lists its product as uncharacterized. The transcript is spliced from 2 exons. The record is from RefSeq and is a predicted model, not a curated record. Bases 1 to 945 code for a protein of 314 amino acids. NCBI's taxonomy places the organism in Eukaryota, Fungi, Ascomycota, Eurotiomycetes, Eurotiales, Aspergillaceae.